AUGACUGGACAGAAACGGGUCGUUACAAUAACACUUAUUGCUGUUGGUUCUGCGACUGGGCUGGUGUCUAUCAUUGUCUUACUCAUCUUGUUGGUGCGACGUCAGAUAAAGAGGAAGAAGAAUAGGCAGAACAAUAGUGUCGCUAUGUUCAAAGUACUACUUAAACACUAUACUUAUGCAGAAGUGAAGAAAAUUACAAAAUCAUUUUCACAUACUAUUGGGAAAGGAGGAUUUGGAACUGUUUAUGGUGGAAACCUUUGUAAUGGUCGUAAGGUUGCGGUUAAGGUAUUAAAGGAUUCAACGGGAAAUGGAGAAGAUUUCAUCAACGAAGUUGCAAGCAUGAGCCAAACAUCUCACAUAAACAUUGUUUCUCUGCUUGGUUUUUGCUAUGAAGGGUCCAAAAGGGCGAUCAUAUAUGAGUUUCUCGAGAAUGGGUCUCUGGAUCAGUUUAUCUCUAGAAAGAAGCCCUUGAAUCUGGAUGUGGCAACUCUAUAUGGAAUCGCGCUAGGCGUUGCUCGGGGAUUAGAGUACUUGCACAAUGGCUGCAAAACAAGAAUUGUCCAUUUCGACAUCAAACCUCAAAAUAUUCUGUUAGAUGGCAAUCUUUGUCCUAAAGUCUCAGACUUCGGUCUUGCUAAACUAUGUGAAAAAAGAGAAAGCAUUGUGUCAUUGAUAGACAUGAGAGGAACUAUAGGUUACAUUGCACCUGAGGUGUUCUCAAGAAUGUACGGCGGAAUCUCCUACAAGUCUGAUGUGUAUAGCUAUGGAAUGCUGGUGAUCGAGAUGUUGGGGGCAAGAACCAAAGAAAUAAUUGAAACCACGGCUUCCAACGCUACUUCAGUAUACUUUCCUGAUUGGAUCUAUGAUGAUCUUGAAAAUGGACAACAAACGUGGAUACUUGGAGAUGAAGUAACUACGGAGGAAAACGAGAUUGCAAAGAAGAUGAUAUUGGUGAGUCUCUGGUGUAUUCAACCAUGCCCAAUGGAUCGUCCACCCAUGAACAGAGUUGUUGAGAUGUUAGAAGGAAGUUUGGAUUCUCUUGAAACUCCCCCUAAACCUUCUAUGCAUAUUUCGAGAGGGCUUGUGACUGACCAAUCUUCUUCUCUUCCUUCAUUUUCUCAUGGUCAGGAAGUUGGAGGAAAUACUGAAACCUUUGAUUCUAUAAAUAUUUAG
Messenger RNA from Raphanus sativus (radish), 1173 nucleotides. Its product is annotated as probable receptor-like protein kinase At5g39020. The transcript has a single exon. Gene Ontology annotation, molecular function: ATP binding; protein kinase activity. Lineage: Eukaryota; Viridiplantae; Streptophyta; Magnoliopsida; Brassicales; Brassicaceae. The record is from RefSeq and is a predicted model, not a curated record. Bases 1 to 1173 code for a protein of 390 amino acids. Gene Ontology annotation, biological process: protein phosphorylation.